UUCAGUCUUCGUUUGACGAGCGACGUGCGCGCAAGUAUUUCGCAAAACACGCGGAUGGACGGACCGCAAGAGCAAGAGCAACAAAACAGUACAAUAAACCAAGAACAGCCAGAGCAAGUGCCCGAGCAAGGGCCCGAGCAAGAGCAAGAGCCAGAGCAAGGGCUUGGGAAAAUGUUACAACAACAGCAUCCACGGGAGGCAGCAACUAGCAGCAGAAAAUGAAAAGCGGAGAGAAAACGUGAACCUUUUCCUGCAAUUUUCUGUAGUGUAAAACGUGAAAAGUGUACGAUUUUCGGGCGGAUAGUAGUACAAAUUUGAAUUUUUUUCUGCUAACAUUUUUACAGCAGCAUCGAAAAUUGUGGCCCACACCUCAUCAAAAAACGAAAGCGAAUAAUAUAAAGUGUGCGCUAUGAUUUUCCCGGAAGUCACAAAUCAUCAACAUCACCUGUAAGGCAGCCACAAAGCACACACGGAUACCCGUGGGAGCCACAGCAAUGUGUUGCCUGCAUUUGAAGAACUUUAAAUGCGGCCAUCCGCGCUCAUUGACAUCCAACAAAAGUUAAGGACACCAGCGCAUAGAGUCCGGCAGUCCAGCCGAGAUACACGCACCACACCACACUCAUCCACACUCAUCCGCUAGAGGACUCUCCACACAGCAAGCCCGGCGGAAACAGAACUCCAGCAGGCGGACACGCUCAGAGUGGGACUUGGGGGAUCUGGGAUCCGAUUAGGAUGCCCCGGCACAGGCAAAAGGGUUGGGCCUGGCUGCUGCUGGUGCUGGCCAUUUGGGUGGGCGUGGGUCCGUUUCCGGGUCCGUGUCCAGCUCUAGCCCAGCGACCACUGCUCGCCAACCACACCUUCAACGCGCUGCCCAACUACAACAACAACAACUGGGCAGGUGGCAAGCAGCUGCGGAAUGGAAGGCUCCACGAGCAGCCCCUGCCCCUGCCACAGCCUCAGCCGACGGUGACAGGCAUCUACGAUGACUACGAGGGGGAGAGUGGCUCCCGAGCACCACCACCGCGACGCCGCCAGAAUCUCGCCCGCCGUGGCAUGGAUUCGCUGCGCAAGGAACUGAUGAAGCCAUCGGUGGGCGGACCCGGCGGUGGCAUAUCCGGCAGCAGUGCCGGCUAUCCCUCCUACUCCGGCACCUCCUCGAUAGGCCGCAUCGACGGCCUGGGCCUGGGCAUGGGCUCCGCCGACCGCUAUGGGGAGCAGCUGCGUCAGCCGAGCGGCGCCGCAGCCAUGACCGCCGGACCCGUGGUGGGCCCCUACUCCACCCGCUUUCCUCCGUUGUACGCUGGCGUCGAUGAGCAGCAGCCGAAGCGAAUGUACUCGCGCAAGAACUCCAUCAGCGAGCUCUACAAGCUGAAGAAGAGCCUCAACCAGGCGGACGAGCCUGCUGGCGGCGUGACCCAUGGCAACUUUGAGGGCGACCCCGUGGUCAGUCCCCAGGGGGUGCCAGUGGAUCUGAUACAGGAGAUCAAGGACCGCAUCAGGGACACGGAACCCAAUGCGAACACAUAUUCAACCCACACGGAGUCGACCCCAUCCUCGGAGUACGAGUACGAGCUGGGGGUCAAGUGCAACUUUGAGACACCCUGCAGCUGGUCGUGGGUGGACUACCCGGACGGCUUCCAGGUGCUUACUGGCACAGAGCUGGCCAAGCGAAACAUGACCGGUCUGCUGCCCGGGCCAGUGGCCGACAGCAUCGACGACGCCAACGGGCACUUCCUGUACGCCCGCGUGCAGCCCAGCACCAAGCCCCUGAACCUCACGUCUCCGGAGUUCAGCACGACCAUGGAGAAGUGCUUCCUGGAGGUGUACAUGCACCAGAGCGACAUGAGCCACGGCCUCUCCCGCGUGGUGGUGGAGCCACUGCACACGCAGGAGAGCAGCUGGGUGCCGGCCGAGAUCCAGGGCGACAACUUUCGCACUUGGACACGCAAGGUGUACCGCCUGGGACGCAUCUCCCGCGACUUCCGCAUAGUGUUCGAGAUCGUGCCGGACUUGAAGGCCGGACAGAAGGGGCAUGUGGCGCUGGACAACCUGCGGAUGGUGAACUGUUUCCCGGAGGGCACCAAGGCCGAGAAAUGCAGCACGUCGCAGGUCAAGUGCACAAACAACAGAGUUUCCGUUUGCAUCCAUCUGCCACGAAUCUGUGACAUUACCCGGGACUGCGACGAAGCGGAGGACGAGCAUCAGUCAUGCGACAAGAUACCCUAUGGCGGUCGCUGUGACUUCGAGGAGGACUGGUGCGGCUGGCGCGACUCCGGCAAGACGACGCUCACCUGGUCGCGCCACACGGGCUCGUCGCCCACCCACGACACGGGCCCCGAUGGCGAUCACACCCUGCAGCACCUGCUGAACAACACCAGCGGCUACUACAUGCUGGUCAACAUGAAUCAGCACAUGAACGACACGGAGAAGAACUCGAUAAUCGGCUUUGCCAGCAAUGCCAUCAUGCUGAGCAAGACGUUCAACCCGCCGCCAUCGGUGCACGGCAAUCCGGACUCUCCGUACCGCAACUCGUGCGUCGUGCGGUUCUUCAUCCAUCAGUUCGGCAAGAAUCCCGGCAGCAUCAACCUCUCCGUGGUGGAGAUGAAGGAGAAGGAGAAUAUCACCACCACGCUCUGGUGGAGCACCAAGAACCAGGGCAGCGAUUGGCUGAGGGCCGAGUACGUCCUGCCCAACAUUACGUCCAAAUACUAUCUUCAGUUUGAGGCCCGCAUGGGCAUGAGAAUCUACUCGGACGUGGCCGUGGAUGACUUCUCGCUGAGCCCCGAGUGCUUUGGCCUCAACAUUCCUGAAGAGCACCUCAACGGCUACAACUACUGGGAUGUGCGACUGAACCUCAAGAGUCCCACCUACCGAGACUUUGAAUAUACCAAUUACCUGGAGCUAACCAGCUGCGACACUCGUGGCAUGAUAGGCCCCACUCAUUCGCAGUGCGAGAGCGCCUACAAGGAGCAGAACAAGACGCACAUUCUGCGCGAGGUGCAUGUCGUCGAGGAUCAGAGCAGCUACAAGGGCAUGCAGAAGUGGAAGGUGCCCAACGAGGGACACUACACCAUCAUUGCCAAGGGAGCGAGUGGAGGGCUCGGAUCGGGUGGCGUGGGCAGCUCGCGCGGAUCUGUGGCCGUGGCCGUCCUGGAGCUGCACAAGAACGAGGAACUCUAUUUCCUGAUUGGCCAGCAGGGCGAGAACGCCUGCAUCAAGUCCAUGGGCGCACCCAAGGAGGCAGGCUGCGGCACUGACCACGACCUGGACCUGGCCCAGUACAGCUUCCGCUCCAAGCAGGACAUGGUCAAGAACAUCUACAUCGAGAACGGGGCCGGUGGCGGCGGCGGAGGGUCCUUCGUCUUCCUGUUGAAUCAGGCCAAGAACGAGGCUGUGCCGCUGCUGGUGGCCGGCGGAGGAGGAGGCCUGGGCAUUGGCCAGUACAUAGACGAGGACUUCCAGCACGGCCAGAAGGCGAAGCCGCUGCAGGCGCCGGAGAGUGGACAGAUCAAUGGCGAGCCACUGAACAAGAAGACUGCAGGACCAGGCGGCGGCUGGCGGGCCAAGGAGGAUCAGGCUCUGAGUCCCACCAAUGGGGCUGCCCUGCUGCAGGGCGGUCGCGGCGGACACUCCUGCUACGUGGAGCUUGCAGACAAUGGCACCACCGUCCAUCGACAUGGCCAGGGCGGAUUCGGAGGCGGCGGAGGUGGCUGCAACACGGGCGGCGGAGGCGGCGGCUAUGCCGGCGGCGAUGUCUACCUGAACGAGUCGAACGGUGAGGGCGGCAGCUCAUACAUCAGCGCCAGCCGCAGCCUGCGGGAGAUCGGUGAGGUGUUUGCGGGGGCCAGCAGUGGUCCGGGAUCCGUCAUCAUCAUCCCGGCCAUCGAGGGCUGUGGCUGCGACUACCGCUGCGUGGCCCUGGACGAGUUCCGCUCGAAGGUGCGCUGCAUAUGUCCGGACGGCUGGAGCCUCAAAAAGGACAACAACACAGCCUGCGAGAUACGCGAGGAGGCGGGCAAGUCCUCCUUCCAGCACCUGGUCUCCAUUCUGAUAUUUUCCUUGGCGGUGCUCUUCUUCUGCAUUGCGGCCCUCAUCUUUAUGCUGUACAAUCGCUAUCAGCGCAAGAAGCAGACCAAGAAGCGCCACAAAAUGCUGGUGGAGCAGGACCUGCAGCUGACGAGGCUGCGCCACAACAUCGACGACUCCAACCUGAACAACUUCAAUCCCAACUACGGCUGCGAUGCCAUCCUCAACGGCCACAUUGAUGUGAACAGUCUGCCGCAGGUGGGCCGCGACAGUCUCCAGUUGGUCAAUGCUUUGGGCAAGGGAGCCUUUGGCGAGGUGUACAUGGCCCUGUACCGCCAUCGCGAUGGUGAUGCCGUGGAGAUGGGCGUGGCUGUCAAGACACUGCGCGAGGAUCCCAAGCGCGAAAAGGAGGAGGACUUCCUCAAGGAGGCGGCCAUCAUGGCCAAGUUCAAUCACCCCAAUAUGGUGCACCUGAUCGGUGUCUGCUUCGACCGGCAGCCCUACUACAUCGUCCUGGAGCUGCUGGCCGGCGGAGAUCUGCAGAAGUUCCUGCGCGAGAACCGCAACACACCGGAGCGGCCCUCGCUGCUGACCAUGAAGGACCUGCUGUUCUGCGCCCUGGACGUUGCCAAGGGCUGUCGCUACAUGGAGAGCAAGCGGUUCAUCCACCGCGACAUCGCCGCCCGCAACUGUUUGCUGAGCAGCAAGGGACCCGGACGCGUGGUGAAGAUUGCGGACUUUGGCAUGUCGCGGGACAUCUACAGAUCGGACUACUACCGGAAGGGCGGCAAGGCGAUGCUGCCGAUUAAGUGGAUGCCGCCGGAGGCCUUCCUCGACGGCAUCUUCACCUCCAAGACGGACGUGUGGUCCUUUGGCAUCCUGCUGUGGGAGGUCUUCAGCCUGGGUCGUUCCCCGUAUCCGGGCCAGCACAACACCCAGGUGAUGGAGCUGGUGGUGCGAGGCGGUCGCCUGGGCACCCCCACCGAGUGCCCCGUGUCCAUAUACAAGAUCAUGGCCGACUGCUGGAACCCGACGCCGGAGGACCGUCCCACAUUCACCAGCCUGAUGGAACACCUGACCACCUGCUCACAGGACCCGAGCAUCAUGAACGCCCCGCUGCCCAAUAUCCUGGGAUCCGGGACGUCCUCCGACCGCGACGACACCAUCAUCCGACCCCCCAAUGGGGAGGAGUUCUGCCUGGCCAUACCUGAUUACCUGGUCCCCCUCCCCAGCCACCUGGCCCAUCACUUGCCCAGCAGCUCCGCCUAUAUCCCGCCCCAGCGCAAGCAGGCGAGCUCGUGCACCCCUCCUGCGGUGUCCUCGCCAGCGACGCCCCAUCCCAAGCCCGUCGUCCUGCCCGACCAGCAGCUGGAGACCUCCUUCAUCUUGCCCAACUCGAAGAGUGACCAGCCCCUACUGAGCGCUGGAGCGCCCAUCACCACCACGGCGCCCAUUAGCGUCCCCAGCCCACCCCUAGCCGCAUCCCCACUUCUAGCCCCCGCACCGAAACCGGCCGCCGACCAAGCAGCAGAGGCUGUCGAGAGCCAAACCUACAACGACGAGGGGAAGCUAAUUAGUUUGGACACGCCGCAACCGACGCCGACCACCAUCCAGCCGCCGUUGUCCUUCACCUCGCAGCUGGACGGGAUCACGCUGGAUCCGUCGACACUGGCCAAGAGUCUAACCAAUGGCUCGGGCAAGCAGUCGUACGCCAACGUGCAGGUCAAGUGCGAGCCGGAACAAAAGGCCAUGCCCAAUGGUAAUGCCAAUGGCAAUGGGAACGGCAAUGGCGCUGUGGUUAAUGGGGAGAGUCCGACGGCUGUGGGAGCUGCCGGGGACCGGGACCCUCCGUUCACCAUCCAAGGCUACGCGGAGCGGUACAAGGACAACAACAAUCAUUCCGAAAUCAGUUGCUAGACACAAGGUGUCUCGCCGCCGGCCCCAGGGUGACGCUGUCCUUACCGUACCGUACCGUACCGCUUCCGUACCACUUCCGUACGAUCCCCAAUCCAAUCCACAAUUUGUUCGCGUUUUACGAAGCGCAUUGAUUGAUCUGAUCCGAUAUGAUCUGAUUGAUUCAAUCAGAAAUAUUUAACAGAAAACAAAAACAAAAAUCGAGUGAGAACUUCACACUAAAAUUGUAUUGUAAUUAAAGCGUAAAUUUGUAUCGUGCGAAAAUGGAAAACCGCUGAGGAAACUCCAUGCAUGCAAGUGAGAAUACACACAUUAAUUAGUUGGAAAACUAGUUUAGUUUUGUACCAGACAUUAGUUUUGCCAAAGAAAACAAAAAACAAAACGAAAAACAAAAUCGAAAAAAAAACCAAAAGGAUUUACCAUAAAUUGCGAGAGGUUGUAUAUAUCAAUUGAGUAUAAUAUAUAUUAUUUGAUUCUAUGAUUAUAUGAUCAUGCAUAUGUAUUGUGUGUACCCCUUAGGUUUUUGUUCUGUUCAUCUCUUUAGUUACCUUUAGUUUCGUUUUAAGCUGAUGACUGAAAUGCCAAACAAUAUUCCUAAAAUAUAACAAAACGCGAGAGAGAGGAGAAAGAGUUUGAUUAUUUUUUAUACGCAGUCCAUGAUCGGGAACCAAAAAACCAAAGCAAAGCAAAGCCAACUCAAAGUAGUUCAAAGUUCAAACCGCCACAUACACACACCACACUCUCCUCCUACGUAUAUACUUACAUACAUAUAUAUAUAUUCAUAUCUGAUUUCUUUAUGAUUCUGAGUUUUAUCCGAACGAACAUGUAAAUACCAAACAAAAGCUUCCGUCGUAGCGAAUCACGUUUAUUGAAUGUAUUUAUAUUAGAAUAAGAGAACAAAAGAUAAACCAUGUAGCGAGUAAAAUACGAUAGAUCGAAAAGAAUACAAUUUACAGGGUGAUUUUUAUGAAAAUUCAGUUGUAUGUUUGAAAAACAGAAAUUAGCAUUAGCAUUUACGAGAAACCCCGAUCGAGGCGGGAGAGCUCCGCUUCCCACAGUGUUGUGUGUUGUUGUGCGACCCUUGGCCAAUGUACUAAAUGUGGACUGGUUCUGGUUGUGCACAACAUGCUCUUAGCACGGCCCUGUAUUUGUUCAUCAUUAUAAAAUGGUUCUGUUCGAGAUUCGAAAUUUGAGAUUUUGUACAUUUAGUUGGAACGUAACAAACAAGCUUUAAAUUAUAUAAUUUUUAUAAAGAUAUAUAAACGGAUAUACAAGUGAGGCGACAACAUUAUAUUUAACAAAAAACCAAAAACCAAAAACAAAAGAAACAAACAAACAAACAAAAAAAGGAAACCAAAAAUGAAAAAUUAAAUAUUAAAAAUAAAUAAAAUUAUACAAGAUCAAGUGACAUAUGGCCCCUAUAUGUAUGUGUAUAUCUAUAUCUAGAUCUAAGAAAAUUAAAACGGGCGUUUGCACUGCAACCGCAACAACAAACAAAUCGAAAAACGAGAGAUACAUACAUAUAUACACACAAACAUAUAUAUAUAUAUAUAUAUAUAUAUGUAUAUAAAGAAAACGAUACAAAAUACCGAUACUUAUAGUACUUAUAUAGGAGGGAUAAUGUGUACGUUAACUUGAACGGCAUCGUUAUGGUUAUCGUUAUCGCUAUCGUUAAGAUGAACGUUACGUCUAUGUUUCGCUUUGUGUACCAGUCUACAGUUAUAUAUGCGCAUACAUUUACAUAUACACAUGGCAUACAUACUCUCGUACUCGUAUACAUAUAUACGUAUAUUAUAUAUCCAGCUAAUAUAUCUAACUAUUAUAUACAAACAUACAUAUAAACGACAAACUCAGCCGUAAAUUAAUGCUGAAUACGCGGUAACCAAAUGGGAAUAUCUGUAAAUUAUACUUAUAAUUACACACACACACCAUACACCAUACACCAUACACACACACACACACACACACACAUUUUACAGGUUACUCGAAAUGAUUGAAUUUUGAAUUUGAAUUGAUCGUCACCCCAUUGAAAAACUGUACAAAACAAAUACAAACGGAUCCAAUGAAAUGUACGAUACAAAGUGAAUAUCGAAAUAAAAACAUGCAAACAUAAACCCACGUGUAUCGAAGGCUCAAUGAUAUAUAUGCAUAUAUGUAUAAGUAUAUACACAAUUGAUCCUCCUCAGCAUCCACAGCAUGCAUAUAAAACACAGAAGUACACUUAGUAUUUAUAUUUAAUCUAACCUACAACCUACGAAACAGUAUUCUUUCGGUUGUUGCUCAUUUAUUGUAUACAUUGUAUCGUAUGUGUGUAUCUAUUAUGGUUGUGCCGAUUACACAUCUCUAGGAGAUCGUUGCCGCUCAGUGGAGAUUAGUCUGUCCGAUGUAUACAUCCACUCCACACACCCCACAGACACACGAAUACCCACAUUUUUGUACCCUGAUGACAUUACCUUGUGUACCUAACGUCCAGAACCUGACACACA
Drosophila obscura is the source of this 8426-nucleotide messenger RNA. RefSeq names its product ALK tyrosine kinase receptor (gene Alk). Lineage: Eukaryota; Metazoa; Arthropoda; Insecta; Diptera; Drosophilidae. The record is from RefSeq and is a predicted model, not a curated record. Gene Ontology annotation, molecular function: transmembrane receptor protein tyrosine kinase activity; protein binding; ATP binding. Gene Ontology annotation, cellular component: membrane; signaling receptor complex. Gene Ontology annotation, biological process: cell surface receptor protein tyrosine kinase signaling pathway; protein phosphorylation; regulation of neuron differentiation. The coding region runs from base 733 to 5943 and encodes 1736 amino acids. The transcript has 9 exons.